AAUUCAAAUGACGAGCUCCGAGGAGUGCCGCGUUCUGGUCGUGGGCGGCGGCGUGAUCGGCCUCACCUCGGCUCUGGCAUUACUGCAGAAUGACUUCCGUAACGUCCGUAUCGUGGCUGAAAACUUCGACGUCACCGCGUCGCACGUUGCUGGCGGUCUCUGGAUGCCUUUCUCACUGCCGGACGACGCCGAUCCUGCCAGACCUCGGUGCACCAAUAACUACAAUAUGGUAUCAGCCAUGAUAUCAAGCUAACAGUUCUGUUGUCUCCCUCCAGGAAGUGGUGUGAGGUGAGCUACGAAUGGCUGUCAAAAAUCAUGGAAAGACACGGAGAGGAGGCGGGCAUCCACGUUGUACAAGGAGUGGAGGUGUCGAGUGAAGGCCCCCCACUUGUGGUGCACCCGUAUUGGGCUCAUUGCGUGGAAAAUUUCCGUCUGCUCAGUCGAGAGGAGGCGGCGAAAGUGUCACCGGACGCGGAGCAUGGAUUUGCAUUCGGGACCAUUAUCUACAACACUGGGACGUUCAUGAAGUGGCUCCAGAACGAAGUGCGCCAACUGGGUGCUACAUUUGAACAGCGUCUCGUGAGCGAUUUCAACGCUGAAGACUGCGACCUGCUUGUCAAUUGCUCAGGUCUGGCGGCCAAGGAAUUGGCUGGAGAUGACACGGUUUACCCAAUUCGUGGACAGAUCAUCAAGGUUCACAACCCGAAGCUUGACAAAUACGUUGCUGCGAUCCAUCGUGACGGUCACCACACCUAUAUUAUUCCACGUCCACACGGAGAUGUAGUGCUUGGUGGAACGGUUCAACCACACAACUGGAGUAUAGACAACGACGACUCGGACGUUGAAGGUGUGUGGGAACGGUGCUGUAAACUGUGGCCAGAGGUGCACAACAGCAAGGUGGUUGGACCGGUGGCAGGGCUGCGUCCUGGUCGAACCGGUGGUGUGUGUCUCGAAAUGGACCCACGCUCAACUCAACGCGGUGCUAAGGUUAUUCACAACUACGCUCAUGGCGGAUCGGGUCACACUCUGCAUUGGGGAUGUGCACAAGAUGUGGUUGCUUUGGCGUCCCAGCACUUCGGUGCCGGUACUGAUAAAGUCAGCAAACUAUAGUGAUAACAUGAUUUGUUGCAGUUGAGGAAAAUACUGUGUGGUGGUUUAAUGCUUCCAGGCAGGUUUCGACAAAGCAACAGUGUUUGAUACUACUUGUAGUAAAAUAUUUUGAAGGCAAGUUUGAGAGUGGUGUAUCAAAUAGUUAUGGGACGGUAGUUACAUUAUUUCUUUUUAGUCCAUACCGGU
Molecule: messenger RNA, 1296 nt
Organism: Phytophthora nicotianae INRA-310
Lineage: Eukaryota; Oomycota; Peronosporomycetes; Peronosporales; Peronosporaceae
Exons: 5
Coding region: 316-1110 (264 amino acids)
Molecular function (GO): FAD binding; D-amino-acid oxidase activity
Source: RefSeq, a predicted model, not a curated record